AUGGCUUUGGCUAAUACCAACCUCCCGAGCUUUCGGGUGCUCUUCUCGAGCCGCGCGGACUGGCUCGCGGAACUUGCCGUUCUCGCACCUGUGGAGCCCUUCAGCGCUCAGAGCGGCUGCCGCUUCUCCCCCGGCCGCUUCUCCCUCUGCCUCUUCUUGUACCCCGGCCGCGUCUUCUACUUUGGCUGCUUCUACCCCGGCUGCUUCUACCCCGGCUGCUCCUACCCCGGCCGCUUCUCCCUCGGUCGCUUCUCCCUCGGCCUCUUCUCCUUCGGCCUCUUCUCCUUCGGCCUCUUCUCCUUCGGCCUCUUCUCCUUCGGCCUCUUCUCCUUCGGCCCCUUCUCCUUGGGCCUCUUCUCCUUCGGCCCCUUCUCCCCAGGUCUCUCCUCCCCCGGCCCACGCAAGUCCGCAGAGGGCUGGAUGUCGCCGUUUCAGGGCGGAUGGGUGGGAGAGCCCGCCAAGGAAGAGACUGACAAUUACCCAAUUCGGGAUUGCUCACCCGCGAGUCCGGCCGACAGUAACAUCUCGAUCGCCGAUGCGUCCCCACCUAGCCCUAGCGAUAUGUCAAUGCAGGAUGCUCCUUCUCCGGACAAUGACAUCCAGAUGCAGGAUGGCUCUUCCCCUGGGAGUCACAUGUCCAUUGAUGAUGUCCCAUCCCCUGCUGCUUCCUUGCUGCAAAGCUCCCCUGCUGCUUCCUCGCUGCAAAGCGAGAUUUCAAUGACCGACUGCGCGGCCCAUCAAAUCGACAGUCAGGAUGUGGAGAUGUCACGUACGCCAACCCCUCCGCAACAAGAGAAGCCCGUCGUCGCCAGUGUUCUUCCGAGACGUCCUUCUCCCGUCGUUGCUGGCCCGUCUACCACCAAGGAGGUCGUACCAUCUGUGGUGGCGGCCCCUGGCCAGGGCGUUGCCGGCUACCAGGACAUGGCAGCCCCAGUUGAAAGCACGGACGCCAAGAACAAGGGCAACGGCAAGGGCAAGGAGAGGGACCCUGGGGACGACACGAUGGCGGAUGGACCAUCGACCAACGCCAAUAAGGACGGGCAGGCAAGCACUUCGGCCUCCCAGGAAAUGUCUACCAGCAGCGAGCAACAGGCUGCGUGGUAUGGGCAGCUUGAGGGUGCAAUCUCUCAAGCUGCCAACCAUUUCCUGAUGGAGGCCCACGACGAUGGCCAUCUCACAGAUCACUCUCUCAAGAGGAUCAGAGAGGAUCGUCGUGCCAGAAGGUUGCCUGCCCUGACCGACUUCCGCUACGACCAGCUUGGCCAGUACCAGUUGGUGUUCGACAAUUUCAGCAAGCUGUACGGAAGCUUCGGCCGUACCACUGUUGGUUCGGGUUUCGUCCUGGCUGCCUGGCGCAAGCUAGGCACAGAGAUUUGUGCCAGGAACUUCGCCAAUUCCGAUAGAGUGGUAAAGCAGCAUGUUGACGAUGCUGUGAAGAUUCUUGCCUUGCUGAGAGCAGAGAAGUCGGCGAUCAGGUCGAUCUCCGAGCUCCGCGACAGCGUUCGAGAAGUCCUGGAGAAAGGCGGUGGUUCGUAA
Molecule: messenger RNA, 1536 nt
Organism: Penicillium bovifimosum
Lineage: Eukaryota; Fungi; Ascomycota; Eurotiomycetes; Eurotiales; Aspergillaceae
Exons: 3
Coding region: 1-1536 (511 amino acids)
Source: RefSeq, a predicted model, not a curated record